AUGGCUGCAGGUGGCAAGAAAGGCUCUGCCCUGGCGGCGAACCCGCAUCACCCGUCCACCCCGCAUGGAAGUGCCCACGGCCGCCACGCCCUCACCGCCUUCGGCGCUCGCCGCGGCGGCGAGCUCGCCUCCUACAUCCAGAAACGCGGCGACCUCACCUCUCAAGGUCGGUAUCUCGUCAUCGGCGACGGCUUGAUGGCACCGUUCAUGGCGCUCUGCCUGCGCGUGCAUGGGCUCGAGUGCGACCUCGCCCACCAUCCGUCGCAGAACGACCUCGACCGCGGCACAAUUGUGCUGACGCCGUCCGUCACGCAGCUUAUGGGCGACGUGCUCAACGUCUCCGUGCCGUCUGGCAGCGUCGUUGGGCGUGUGCUCACGUUCGACCACGUCGGCAACGACAUGUGCGACAUCGACCUCAACGAGUUUCGAGAGAAGGGCGAGAGCCCGACGUUCUUCUGCUGUGACCGGGUGAAGGUGGAGUCAGCACUGAUUUCGCUGUGCCGGAUCGGUGCGCACAGCUGUAUGGUGGUGCCGAAGCCUCAGAUCGACAAGGGAGGCCUCGAGGCCCUCGAGAACGGUGGGGUGCGGGUGCACUUUGCCAGCGGUCUGCAGCAGGAUUACCUCGGGGUCAUCUGCACGGCACGCAACCAAGAGCUGGUGCCGGAGCUGACGAUCACCAACGAAGAGCUGCAAGCGCGUGCGGAGAACGCUGAGAAGUACCGCGAUACUUUUGGCAAGUCCGUGCGGUGGAUGGAGCUGUGCGUGCCGCCGCUGCCGGAGCUUGGCAAGUUCGAGAAGCGCUUCACCCCCGGCUCGCAGGAGAUUGUCGAGAUUCUUACGCCGCGCGACGCCAAGAUGACGGUGCGGCCGACGAUGAUGGCCACAAAGCUCUUUUACAACGUCACACUCACCAUCCCAGACGCCACGGCGGACCCGCGACUGAAGAGCACCAGCACAAAGCUGUUCUGGGACGAUGUUGUCAUGCACUGGACGUCGGGUGUGCCGGGGUACAUCUCGCACACGAUGUUUCGGCCGAUGUUCACACACCUGCAGCAGAACUUCACGAAGUCCAGCGCGCUUGUGUACCGCACGCCGCUAUUCUUGAUGCCGCACUGGUCAGAGGGUGGCGGCCGCGUGAUCAAGGUCGCCCACGCCGCGCACGGCUCGUGCUUCGAUGCGGUGGACGUGUCCGACGCGCAGAGCUUCACCGACUGCUUCACCCUGGCGCGCACGAUUGCCGGGGGUGAGGACGUGGCGGCGUUUCUGAAGGAGCGGCGGCUGCAGGUAAUGGAGGAGAUGGACCACCACUCCCGCCUCACCUAUUACGGUCUGAAGGAGCGGGGGCAGAUGGCGUACAUGAUGUCGCGCUUCAACAUGAAGAUCAUGCGCAAGUACAAGAAGAGCUGGCGGUCCAUCUUGCAGAACUACGUUACGCUGAUGCCCAAGAGCAUCCCGAGAUGA
Messenger RNA from Leishmania mexicana MHOM/GT/2001/U1103, 1461 nucleotides. RefSeq lists its product as hypothetical. The record is from RefSeq and is a predicted model, not a curated record. The coding region runs from base 1 to 1461 and encodes 486 amino acids. The transcript has a single exon. Lineage: Eukaryota; Euglenozoa; Kinetoplastea; Trypanosomatida; Trypanosomatidae.